Trypanosoma theileri is the source of this 765-nucleotide messenger RNA. RefSeq lists its product as uncharacterized. NCBI's taxonomy places the organism in Eukaryota, Euglenozoa, Kinetoplastea, Trypanosomatida, Trypanosomatidae. The transcript has a single exon. Bases 1 to 765 code for a protein of 254 amino acids. The record is from RefSeq and is a predicted model, not a curated record.
AUGCCGCAAUACUGUUUUCACAUUGACAGUAUUCUGACAUUAGAAGGCGAUGAUACACUUGAAGUAAAAAUAGGCCAAGAAGACUUUAUGGACUGGGAGGCCUUGUGCCCUUCCAUAAUUAACUUUACAAUGCCGAGGAAUCAAAAUUUUCUCCAAAUUUUCGAGACGACAUACAAUUUAUUCAGUGCAGAAUGGGCAGCACUGGGGGAGGAAGCUACAAAGCUACGUUAUGAGUAUGGCCGCGCACCGGCGCAGUUGGAACGCGAAGCCUUUGGGGUACAACAAAACGCAAAUAUACAACUCCAGGAAUUACAGAACCAAAUGGCACAUAUUUAUCAGGAGCCCCCCCUCGCGAAAAAGCAACAGGCUCAGACGCAGAAUCAAUUGGAAGAAACGCAAGUGCAACUGGCAAACACACAGAUACAAUUGGCAGCACCCCGCGCACAACUUAACCAAACGCUGGAUGAAUUGCGGCAGAUGCGCAAUCAGCAUACAGCGACGCAGUCUCAACUAGCGGAAGCGCUCGAAAAAUUAAACGAAGGGGAACAACAGAGUGUUCCUGAUGCAAGCCAGACAACCGGACCAAGGGUACCCCCACAAAAAAAGGGAGAAAUUUAUCAAGCUGGGCAUGGAAGCCGGAACCAGCUUUACCGAAUACUGAGGAACACCCGAAGUUGGGCAUUUGCGGCAUACAGGAAUUACGACAACCAAUUUGGACCGAAAGCAAUAGACCAUCGGAGAAGAUCUGUACUUUUGAAGGAAUGA